AUUCAGUUGAUUAUCAUCCUAUAUUAGCCCAUAUGAUAUCAUCAACUAAUAAAUAAGAGUACAUAUACAUCUAUUAAGUCUCUUUUUCAUAAAAAAAAUGUCAAGGUUUAGUUCAAAUCUCUCGAAGUUAGUACUUCUUUCGCUGGUUUUAGUAAUCUAUUGCUUGGAGAGUGCAACAUGCAAUGCUAGGCAUAGAAGGGGUAGAAAACAAGAACCUCGACAACCAAGUAUUCAGAAUUCUUAUAUCUUCAAUGUGUUAGAUUAUGGUGCUAAAGGUGAUGGAACCACAGAUGAUACUAAAGCAUUUGAAGCCACAUGGAUAGAAGCUUGUAAUGAUGAAGGAUCAACUAUCAUGGUUCCACCAGACUAUGGUUUCCUAGUUGGUCCUAUCAUUUUUUCAGGGCUACAUUGUGAAGAAAACAUUGUUUUCCAGUUGGAUGGGAGAAUUAUAGCCCCAACAAACCCUAAAGUCUGGGGGUCAUCAGGUCUAUUACAAUGGCUUGAAUUCUCGAAGCUAAAUGGAAUAUCUAUUAAAGGAAAAGGCAUUAUUGAUGGUCAAGGAUCAGUCUGGUGGGAAAAUGCUCCUUUAGAAGAUCAAGGUGAUGAUUCAGAGCAAGAUGUGUACGCUCCAAGAAUUGUUUUGAUAAGUAGCACAUCAAAACGAAAAAUGCCCAGAACCAGACCAGCAGCACUGAGGUUUUAUGGAUGUUCCAAUGUUGUAGUAACAGGCAUAAUAAUCCAAAACAGCCCCAAAGCACAUCUCAAGUUUGAUAAUUGUGCGGCUGUUCAAGUUUCAGGGAUCACAGUUUCAUCCCCUGGAGAUAGCCCAAAUACAGAUGGAAUUCACCUUCAGAACUCCCAAAAUGUUGUUAUUAACAGCAGCGAUAUUGCUUGUGGAGAUGAUUGUAUAUCUAUACAAACGGGAAGUUCAGCUGUGUUCAUUCACCAUGUGAAUUGUGGACCUGGACAUGGAUUCAGCAUCGGAGGGCUAGGAAAAGACAAAACCAAAGCCUGUGUCUCCAAUAUAACAGUUCAGGAUUCCACGCUACAGAACACUACGACUGGUGUAAGAAUCAAAACAUGGCAGGGAGGCUCAGGUUCAGUUCAGGGAAUCAUGUUCUCAAAUAUCCAAGUUUCAGAUGUGAAAACACCAAUAAUGAUAGAUCAAUUCUAUUGUGACAAAAGAAAAUGUAGGAAUCAUACAGCAGCAGUAGCCAUCUCAGGAGUUUCAUAUCAAUCCAUAAAAGGAACUUAUUCAUAUAAACCAGUUCAUUUUGCAUGCAGUGACUCUGUGCCAUGCACAGGUGUUUCCCUUUCAGCCAUAGAGCUUAACCCUUCACCAGAAAAGAAGCACUUUUAUGGACCUUAUUGUUGGGAAACUUAUGGAGAAUUGAGAACAAACACAACUCCUCCUAUUGAUUGUAUUCAACCUGAUAAAAGAAUUCCUAGUUAUGAUUCUUGUUGAUUCAUUCGAAAUUAAGGAUUGUACCCUAGUCCAGUUGUAUAAAUCGUCCCAGUACUAGGGAGAUUGAUGUAUCUUUCGGACUAGUUUUCUGUCUAUAUAUAGUUUUGCAAGACCUUC
Molecule: messenger RNA, 1582 nt
Organism: Capsicum annuum
Lineage: Eukaryota; Viridiplantae; Streptophyta; Magnoliopsida; Solanales; Solanaceae
Product: polygalacturonase At1g48100
Exons: 7
Coding region: 98-1465 (455 amino acids)
Biological process (GO): carbohydrate metabolic process
Molecular function (GO): polygalacturonase activity
Source: RefSeq, a predicted model, not a curated record